This is a messenger RNA of Coregonus clupeaformis (lake whitefish), 3202 nucleotides long. RefSeq names its product diacylglycerol kinase theta-like. NCBI's taxonomy places the organism in Eukaryota, Metazoa, Chordata, Actinopteri, Salmoniformes, Salmonidae. Gene Ontology annotation, biological process: intracellular signal transduction; lipid phosphorylation; diacylglycerol metabolic process. The record is from RefSeq and is a predicted model, not a curated record. The transcript is spliced from 23 exons. Gene Ontology annotation, molecular function: ATP-dependent diacylglycerol kinase activity. The coding region runs from base 70 to 2820 and encodes 916 amino acids.
UUGGCAGCGGAAACAUAUUUUAACUAGCUAAGUUUUCAUUGUACGCGACCCUUGUGGUGCACAGAUACGAUGGCAGACAGCGCUCGAGCCAAGAAUGAUAAUUCCAAAAUGGAAAGCCCAAGCGUUAGCCCCUUGUCCGGGAGGGAAAAGCCUCAACAGUCCCCUGGCUCUCGCUCAAGGUACCAGGUCAGCGCACCCGGACACUGUUUUAGGAAAGUGACUCUCACCAAACCAACGUUCUGCCACAGCUGCAGUGAUUUCAUAUGGGGUCUUAUCGGAUUCAUUUGUGAAGUGUGUAACUUUAUGUGUCAUGAGAAGUGCCUGAAGACUGUGAGGACUGUGUGUUCAUGCAUGGCCCCGACACUGGUGCGGGUCCCUGUCGCCCAUUGCUUUGGUCCAGCAGGGCAGAAAAAGAGAUUAUGCUGUGUGUGUCGAAAGCAUCUGGAGGGAAACACUGCUGUUCGCUGUGAAGUUUGUGAGCUGCAUGCCCACUCUGACUGUGCUGCGUUCAGUUGUGGCGACUGCCGUCUCUGCCACCAGGAUGGGAGUCAGGACUUUGAUUCGUUCCCCCACCAUUGGCGGGAGGGGAACAUUCCUUCAGGUGCACGCUGUGAGGUCUGCCGACGCACCUGUGGCUCCUCAGACGUCCUGGCGGGGAUGCGGUGUGAGUGGUGUGGUAUUACGACACACGCUGCCUGUUAUCUCAUCGUGCCGCCAGAGUGCGGCCUGGGACGGCUACGCAACAUGCUCCUUCUCCCCGCUUGCGUGCGAAUAUGCUCGAGGAACUUUAGCAAGAUGCACUGCUACCGCAUCUCUGAGAGCUGCCAGAAUGAGCUGGAUAACUUGGAAGAACUUGACAGACCUACAAAGGAGUGCCAGCCGGCAACCACACCAGAUUCAGGGAAGCAGGUUCUCAGGGUGUUUGAUGGGGAUGAUGCAGUCAAGCGCAGCCACUUCCGUUUGGUCUCCAUUCCUCGGAUGACCAAGAAUGAGGAAGUGGUGGAGUCAGCGUUGAGGGCCUUCUACAUCCCAGAUGACCCGCUGGACUAUGAGCUCCAAGACAACGACCAGCAGGCUCUACACAGCGACGACGUCGUCAACCGUAACGGCACCCCCGACAACAAGGCCAUCUUUAAGGAGAAUGUGCCCGAGGCAUGGCUCCUAAGGGCCAAACCUCAGGAAACAGAGGUCCUCAAGAUCUAUGCCGGCUGGCUCAAGGUUAUUGUGGCAUACAUAUCCAUCUCCAAGAACAGCACUGUGGAUUCUGUCAUUAAGGAGGUCCUCACUCAACUGGGAAGACAGGAUGAAGACCCAUCAAGCUUCAAUCUUGUGGAAGUUUACAUGGGCAGUAAGCAAGUUCAGAGACAAGUGAUAACAGGCCAGGAGCUGCUGCUGGACAAACUGCAAGAGAUAAGAAAGAUCUCCCUAAGGCAGAUGAACCAGACCCGUUUCUACAUAGUGGAGAGCAGGAACCAGGUUGUGCAGGUCAACCUGCUGGUAGAGAGACUGCCUGUACAGCUGAGCAAGGAGGAAUAUGCAGACCUGCUGCAGGAGCACUUAGCUAUGAAGAGUCACUUGGUCACCAUCACACACGUUUACGGGAACCAAGGUGCAGUGGUGUUGCAGAUAUCGUGUUUCUCUGAGGCUGAGAGGAUCUACAUGUUAGCCAAAGACACGUCUGUCAGCAACCAGCAGCUUACCUCCCUAGUCCUACCAGAGAUCAUGCACAACAAGUUGCCCAAAGGUGACUCGCCCCUACUGGUGUUUGUCAACCCCAAGAGCGGCGAGUUGAAGGGCCGAGAGCUCCUCUACGGCUUCCGGAAGCUUCUGAACCCCCACCAAGUGUUUGACAUGACCAAUGGGGGACCAUUGUCUGGACUCCACAUGUUUAGGGAGGUGCCCCGCUUCCGGGUGCUGGUGUGUGGGGGAGAUGGGACAGUGAGCUGGGUCCUGGGAGUCCUGGAGGACAUCAGACACAAGCUGGUCUGUCCCGAGCCCCCCAUCGGCAUUGUCCCACUCGGCACAGGUAACGACCUGGCGCGGAUCCUGCGCUGGGGGGCGGGCUACAGCGGAGAGGACCUCCACCACAUCCUGGUGUCUGUGGACGAGGCGGAGGAGGUGCAGAUAGACCGUUGGACUAUUCUGCUGGAUGCACAGGAGAUCACAGAUGACGGCAAGGAGAACUGCUUCCUGGAACCACCAAAGAUAGUGCAGAUGAACAACUAUUUUGGGCUGGGCAUCGAUGCUGAGCUCAGUCUGGACUUCCACCAUGCCCGUCAAGAGGAACCAGGAAAGUUCAACAGCAGGUUCCACAACAAAGGUGUGUACCUGAAGGCGGGUCUGCAGAAACUGAGUCACACACGGAACCUUCACAAGGACCUCAAACUGCAGGUGGACAAACAAGACAUAGAACUGCCCAGCAUAGAAGGCCUCAUCUUCCUAAACAUCCCCAGCUGGGGCUCCGGGGCAGACCUGUGGGGAUCAGAGGGUGACUCGCGCUACGGGAAACCUCGCAUUGACGAUGGCAUGCUGGAGGUGGUGGGGGUGACCGGGGUGGUACACAUGGGCCAGGUGCAGAGCGGCAUGCGCUCUGGGAUCCGUCUCGCCCAGGGCAACUAUGUGCGUAUCACGGUGACCAAGCCUAUCCCUGUGCAGGUGGACGGAGAGCCCUGGAUACAGGCCCCCGGACAUAUCAUCAUAUCUGCAGCAGGCCCAAAGGUGCGGAUGCUGAGGAAGUCCAAACACAAGCAGAAGCAGCAGUGUGCCAGCCUAAAAGAGGGGAGAUCUGAAAGCCCUUCGUCCAGCGAUGGGGGACACUGACGUCCCCCCCACCCUGCCACCCAACAUCUGCUCCUUGGUGUCUCCAUGAGAGCAUGGUGGUCUGUUGGCUGCUCUAAACAGCUGUGGACCGUGUGCCCAAUAGGUUCUCAGAUGGUUUGUGUAGUUAGCACAUACAGCUCCACUCCAUUGACAAAGGAGAGAUAUCACAAGCAUUUAGCAGUCACUCCCAUUCUCAUCUUACUGCUUAUCAAUUUCACCGUUGUUGGGUUCGGUUUUCCCCAGUUAGGAUCCUUCAGAUUAGCUUCUUGUCUAAUUUGUUGGUUUAUUUUUUAUUUUACAGUCCUUCAGAGUUGGUAUGGCCUGGUAUUUUAUGAGAGACAUACAUGGUAACAAUUGGUAGUGGUACUAUCUGGUACUUAUU